Messenger RNA from Lottia gigantea (owl limpet), 255 nucleotides. RefSeq lists its product as hypothetical. The transcript has a single exon. The annotation marks the transcript as partial. Lineage: Eukaryota; Metazoa; Mollusca; Gastropoda; Lottiidae. The record is from RefSeq and is a predicted model, not a curated record.
GUGAACAAUCCUACGCUUGGCGAAUUCUGCUUCGCAAUGAUAGAAAGAGCCAACAUCGAAGGAUCAAAAAGCAACGUCGCUAAGAACGCUUGGCUGCCACAAGCCAGUUAUCCCUUUAGUAACUUUUCUGACACAUCUUGCGCUCUAUGGACGACACAAAAGGAUCGAUUGGCCUUGCUUUCACACGGAUCCCUCCUACUGAAAAGCAUCCAGCUUUUGCCCUUUCGAUCUACCAAGGGUUUCUCUCCCUUUUGA